UCUUCUUAUUUGCUUUUCCUCUUCACAAAGCUCUUUAAACAGCUGCAAAGGGGGAGGGACCACUAUGCUCACGAAAAUUGCACUUUGCAGACCGCUUCUGUCAGGUCCUACUGUCUGUUUCUUUCCAGGCAUUUCAUACCUCCAAGAUUCAGGUUUGCUUUUACAUCUCUUCCCUGUGCAUGCCUGCCAACAGAGCCUAUUGCCAGCUGUCUAAGCUGAAGAACAGUAAUCCACAUCUUCUUACUGCCAUGAGGAAAAUGUACACCCUCGUUCUCUUUGUGGUGGGCUCCUUCUGUCUGAACGGAAGCAUGGCAGCGGAUGCUGAAGAAAAACUAAUGAACCACCUUCUGAGUCCUGACAGAUACAAUAAGUUAAUUCGGCCAGCUGUCAACUCCUCCCAGUUGGUAUCCAUAGAACUGCAGGUUUCCCUGGCACAGCUCAUCAGUGUGAAUGAACGGGAGCAGAUCAUGACUACAAACGUCUGGCUAAACCAGGAGUGGAUUGAUUAUCGGCUGGCUUGGAAGCCCUCUGACUAUGAAGGAAUAAAUAAGCUGAGAAUACCUGCAAAACACAUCUGGUUGCCAGACAUUGUGCUUUACAAUAAUGCGGACGGCACGUAUGAGGUCUCGCUGUACACAAAUGCUAUUGUAAAGAACAAUGGAAGCAUCCUCUGGUUGCCACCAGCCAUUUACAAAAGUGCCUGCAAGAUUGAGGUGAAGCAUUUCCCAUUUGACCAGCAAAACUGCACCCUCAAGUUCCGGUCCUGGACAUACGACCACACAGAAAUUGAUAUGGUGCUUAAGACUUCCAUGGCGAGCAUGGAUGACUUCACACCAAGUGGAGAGUGGGACAUUGUAGCACUCCCAGGAAGAAGGACUGUAAACCCUCUGGACCCCAAUUAUGUUGAUGUGACUUAUGACUUCAUUAUUAAAAGGAAACCACUUUUUUAUACCAUCAAUCUUAUAAUUCCCUGUGUGCUAAUUACAUCCUUAGCCAUCCUAGUAUUCUACUUGCCUUCAGACUGUGGUGAAAAAAUGACUUUAUGCAUAUCUGUGUUGCUUGCCUUGACUGUGUUCUUGCUGCUGAUCUCCAAAAUUGUCCCUCCAACAUCUCUAGAUGUUCCACUGAUUGGGAAGUAUCUCAUGUUUACAAUGGUUCUGGUGACCUUCUCAAUAGUUACCAGUGUCUGUGUGCUCAAUGUCCACCACAGAUCUCCAAGUACUCACACUAUGCCCCCCUGGGUAAAGCUGGUUUUCCUUGAAAGACUCCCAGCCUAUCUGUUCAUGAAGCGCCCAGAAAAUAAUUCUCCACGGCAAAAGCCAUGCAAAUGCAAAAAGACAAAAGCAGAGAAUCCUUGUAUGGAGCCAUCUGACUUCUACAAGAACUCUACUUAUUUUUUGAAUACAGCUUCUGCCAAAAGAUAUGAUAUGAAAGUCUCUGAGACACCUGACAAUGUCAGCAGUCAUCGAGAUUUUAGGUUAAGAACAGGUGCGAAAUUUUCUCCUGAAGUGCAAGAAGCAAUUGAUGGAGUCAGUUUUAUAGCAGAGCACAUGAAAAGUGAUGACAACGACCAGAGUGUCAUUGAAGAUUGGAAGUAUGUUGCCAUGGUAGUGGACAGGCUGUUUCUCUGGAUAUUUGUCCUUGUUUGUGUCCUAGGGACUGUUGGAUUAUUUCUGCAACCACUUUUUCAAAACCACACUGCUGCCAUAAACCCUUAG
Molecule: messenger RNA, 1718 nt
Organism: Lonchura striata (white-rumped munia)
Lineage: Eukaryota; Metazoa; Chordata; Aves; Passeriformes; Estrildidae
Gene: CHRNB4
Product: cholinergic receptor nicotinic beta 4 subunit
Biological process (GO): monoatomic ion transmembrane transport
Cellular component (GO): postsynaptic membrane
Molecular function (GO): acetylcholine-gated monoatomic cation-selective channel activity; transmembrane signaling receptor activity
Source: RefSeq, a predicted model, not a curated record